CCUAAUAAAAAUCUAACGCAGCCCACCAUCCCUUCGAAAAGUCCAAAACCAACACAGAGAGAUAUAUAAACCCUCAGAGAGCCGAAAAGAGAGAAUCACAGAGUUCACAACCUCUUCUUUCCUUUUAGUUUUCUAAUCAAACCUCGGCGGCCUACGAUACACGCACAAAACCACCUUUCAGGUAAUCAACUACUUUUUCUGUAUCUACUAUCACAAUGGCUGAUGGUCAAGAAGCUGAUAAGAACAUUGAGAUAUGGAAGAUCAAGAAAUUGAUCAAAGCUCUCGAAGCUGCUAGAGGCAAUGGUACUAGCAUGAUUUCUCUAAUCAUGCCUCCACGAGAUCAAGUAUCCCGUGUUACCAAGAUGUUGGGUGAUGAAUUUGGUACUGCCUCCAACAUUAAAAGUAGGGUGAAUCGCCAGUCUGUACUUGGGGCAAUUACAUCUGCGCAGCAAAGACUUAAACUUUACAACAAAGUUCCUCCCAACGGGCUUGUGCUCUACACAGGAACAAUUGUAAAUGAGGAAGGGAAAGAAAAGAAGGUCACAAUCGAUUUUGAGCCGUUUAGGCCAAUUAAUGCAUCCCUCUACCUUUGUGACAACAAGUUUCAUACAGAAGCCCUGAAUGAGCUUUUAGAAUCUGAUGACAAGUUCGGUUUUAUUAUCAUGGAUGGUAAUGGGACCCUUUUUGGGACUUUAAGUGGUAAUACCAGGGAGAUUCUUCAUAAAUUUAGUGUUGACCUUCCAAAGAAACAUGGAAGAGGUGGGCAAUCAGCUCUACGGUUUGCUCGUCUUCGAAUGGAGAAGCGCCACAAUUAUGUGAGGAAGACAGCGGAACUUGCCACUCAAUUUUACAUCAAUGCUGCCACCAGCCAACCCAAUGUUUCUGGAUUAAUACUUGCUGGGUCUGCUGACUUCAAAACUGAGCUUAGUCAGUCAGACAUGUUUGAUCCUCGUCUUCAAGCCAAAAUAUUAAAUGUGGUAGAUGUCUCUUAUGGAGGGGAGAAUGGUUUCAAUCAGGCCAUUGAGCUGUCAUCAGAGAUCCUGUCCAAUGUGAAAUUUAUUCAGGAGAAGCGCUUGAUAGGCAAAUACUUUGAGGAGAUUAGCCAGGACACUGGGAAAUAUGUUUUUGGUGUGGAUGAUACACUGAAAACUUUGGAGAUGGGUGCUGUUGAUAUACUUAUUGUAUGGGAAAAUCUGGAUAUUAAUAGGUAUGUGUUAAAAAAUAGCACUACCGGUGAGAUUAUCAUAAAGCACUUGAAUAAGGAGCAAGAGGCUGAUCAGAAUAAUUUCCGUGCUCCUGUUGGCACUGCUGAAUUAGAGGUGCAGGAAAAGAUAUCUCUGCUGGAGUGGUUCGCUACUGAAUACAAGAAGUUUGGUUGCACACUUGAAUUUGUCACCAACAGAUCUCAAGAGGGAUCUCAGUUCUGCAGAGGUUUUGGUGGGAUUGGGGGAAUACUCCGCUACCAGCUUGAUAUAAGAUCAUUUGAUGAGUUUUCUGAUGAUGGUGAAGCUUAUGAUGAUUCUGAAUAGCAAUCAAUCAACUUUCUGCCUAUGCUGGUGCAGGAGAACGGGGCAAAAAGGCCUGCACCAGUGCGCGAUAUGUCCGCGCUUGCUGCUGCUGCCCCUGAAUUAGAUCUCAAAACCCAUUGCAAAAUAUAUGAGAUUUCGGGAACACCCCAGAACCUUAAUCGGGUGAUUUUGGAUUAUUCCAAAAAAAUUACAGGAAAUAUGUUUCUUGGAGUGGAGCAGCUGGAAGAGUCACGUGAAGAAUAAUGAGCCGUAUUAGAGGUAUUUCCGUUGGUUCGGGGGAUCAUGUGAUGUAUGUUCUAUCUAUUGCUGAAUCAUGUUUGGUUGUUGACUGAUCGAGAUGAUCAAGACUUUGCGGUUCUCUGCUUCUGCAUGGUUGGAAACUGCUAUCGCUAGUAGUCGUGUGAUGUUUAUUCCUUUUAUCAUGACUUUCAAUUUAUGUUUUAUUUCUGUUGAAGACAUUUAUCGUUAGCAUAUAUGUUUGGUGGAUGCAAUCCUAAUUUCGAUACUACAAUAAAAUAAUAUUUGUAUUA
Molecule: messenger RNA, 2059 nt
Organism: Quercus lobata
Lineage: Eukaryota; Viridiplantae; Streptophyta; Magnoliopsida; Fagales; Fagaceae
Product: eukaryotic peptide chain release factor subunit 1-3-like
Exons: 3
Coding region: 216-1529 (437 amino acids)
Biological process (GO): translational termination
Molecular function (GO): translation release factor activity
Source: RefSeq, a predicted model, not a curated record